This is a messenger RNA of Xenopus tropicalis (tropical clawed frog), 2834 nucleotides long. RefSeq names its product zinc finger FYVE domain containing 19 (gene zfyve19). Bases 152 to 1444 code for a protein of 430 amino acids. Lineage: Eukaryota; Metazoa; Chordata; Amphibia; Anura; Pipidae. Gene Ontology annotation, molecular function: metal ion binding. The transcript has 12 exons. The record is from RefSeq and is a predicted model, not a curated record.
AAAAAAUACUUCCUGAACCAUGGGGUAGAAGGAUCAUACAGUGUCAAAAUAAAAGAAUAAAAUAUAUCGCUGCUGCAUUCAGUUGUAAUCAAGCCCGAUUGAGAGGGGACUUUGCUGUUGUGGGUAUAUAUUCAUUAGUAAAAUAAGCAACAUGGAUAGAAGGUGUUUUGGCUGUGCUUCCAAGUUCUCCAUCUUCAAGAAAGAGUGUGGUUGCAAGUCCUGUGGGCAUUCAUUCUGUGGCAGUUGCUUGGGUUUUAGUGCAGUACUCCCCCAGUAUGGGAACACCAAACAGAAAGUCUGCAGGCGUUGCCAUGAAACAAUCAGCAGUGGAGGAAAUAAAAAGAACGAUCCUUCCAAAUGGUCCCCUCCAGAAAAUUACAAAAAGCGAGUAGCAGCCCUUGAAGCCAAGACAAAUCAAUCCAAGGGGGUGCAAAGAGCUCCAGGCGCAUACAGUUCGAUUACAGAUUCUAGUUACCAUGGAUUGUCAGCUGAGGAUAGAGCCAUAGCUGAGCGUCUGGGAAGGCUUAGAGAAGAAACCAAGCCCAAAGCCGUUCCUUCAACUGCGGAGAUAGAAUCCAGGUUAGAAGCCUUGAGGAAAGACCCAGAUCGGCAUGUCCCAUCAGCAGAAGAGAUGGAGGACCGCUUAGCUGUAUUACAAGGUCGAACUCCUGUAUCCAGAACUCAGAGACAGGUUCACCAGCCACCUGACACCAGAACACAGGGCCAAAGGGCUGAGGACUUGCUGACUCAGCUGAACGAAGAGGUGGCCAUUGAUCAAAACUGUGAGGAAGCUCCUCAGUCACAAGACUUUAGUGCUGCACCUAAGAAUGACCUAAAUAGAGUAGAUGGGAAGGACAGCUGGGCAGAAAUGGAUCCUGCACAACUUGAGGAAGAGAAGAACAAAAUCCUGUCACAAGCUGCAGCAGAGCUAAAAGAUGAGAACACAAGGGCAGAAAAGUUCUUGGAGACAGCCAAACGGCUGGCUGUGCUACAAGGCAAAGACCCAGACAAAGUUACUAUAGACAGCUAUAAACUGCCUGACAGCGAUGAGGAAACUGAGGAGGAAGCCAUACAGAGAGUGCUCAAGCAGCUCUCAGAGGAAGUUGUUCUAGAUGAAGCCAGCGGCUUUAACAUCCCCCCUGAUCAAAACAGACCAGAAGCCAGCAGCUUAAACAUGCCAGUGGGUAAUAAACUUCAUCUACAAGGAAAGGUCACCACAAAAAGCCAACCUCCAGCUGCAAGAACAACUCCCAGAGAGGCUGACAGUGAUGAAGAGGAGCUGCCAUGGUGUUGCAUUUGUAAUGAGGAUGCUAUUUUGAGGUGUCAUGACUGUGAUGAUGAUCUGUACUGCAAGAGAUGCUUUAGGGAAGGGCACGAUGAGUUUGACCGGAAGGAACACAGAACAUCUAGUUACAAGCCACCAAAGAAAAAGAGGGGAAGAUAAAAAAUAAAUACAGAGCAAGAGUAUUUGAAUUCAGCAAGGCCACCUUGAUAUGACCUGUGAACGGAAUAUAAUAAUUCAGCCAUGACUGCUGACCAAUAUGGCUGGGAUGUGGUUAAUAUAUGACUGACUAAUGGUUUUUCUUUAAUUUGUUAUCGGCACCAGCCUUACCUACUGGAAUAAUGCGCCUCUCUGUAUUUUGGAAUAGGGGGAAAUUUAAUUUGCACUAAAUGCUGCUGUUUUGUAGUAGAGGCUCCCUUGUCCUAUGGGGUGCCCAGUUGUGCCUGUUCCACCUGAUAUUUAGGUUAAUGGAAUUUGCCUUUGAGUGUAUUAAAGCCAGAGAAUACAUGUUUCUGUGCCCAUGGGCCAUAGGUCUAAAUUUUUAAAAUGGCUGUGGGGAUGUUUGCUUUGUCUUGCUAGGUUUUUUAUAUCUUGAUGACUCUGCUAAUUAAUCUUGUUAAGGCACUUAUGGGCAAACUCUUGUUUGUUAAAUUACAAAUCCCAGACCCUUUGGCUGGAUAUUGAACUACAGCUAUAUAUGGAGGGCUGUAGAUUAAGCUUUCAUUGAUGUAAACGGUGCUCUUCCUCAGUGCCAGAUGAGGCAUUGUGUAAUAUCGGGGUCACACUUGCUCCCACUGUGUGCUCCCAACUCAAGUGCAUGGAUGGGGACAAACAGAACACUAAAAAUUUGCUGUUAUUUGCUGUUAUAUUGGGUCUGUGAUGUGGUUGCUGAGAAACCUAUAAAACAAGUCAAACAGUAAGGAACAUUCCAGGCUCAAGCUGCACUAUACUGGUGUAUAUACUGAAUCUGGUCAACAUGAACCACUAUCAGGGCAGGUUUAAUGCAUAUUCCUUGAUUGGCUGACAAGCUAAGAAAUACACUUGUGCCCAGUUAGCGAGGUAUCCUGAAACCCUGACUGCCAAGUGCUAUAGAUUCUAUGUGUCUGGGUUCUUGGUACAUCUGUGUAACAUAUGUGUUGAUAAUGCAAGUUCACUAGACCAGAGGAUGGCAUGUCUGUUACCAUAAAUGUCAAACUACCUUCCGAAGAAGUCAUAAGAAAAGCUGGUACUAAUUUCCUAACAGAAGUGCUAAACUGCUCCAGUGCAGUUUUCAGCAGCAAUCAAUCAGCAAAUAGGAAAAGAUCGUAUUGGUUGCUGUGGGCAGUUACACCUGCGGUGCUAAAUCAACCUUGCUUUAAUGAAAAAAUAUAGCCAUGGAUUUUUAUCUGGUGUCCUUUAGAUAAAAUUUAAUUUAAUUAAUCACCUAUUAUUAAAUAUAGAAGGUUAGAAUUUUGCUAUCAUUUAUUUUACUAAGGUUGACCAAUCAGACCAAAAUGCUGACUUCAACCUUUGUGUGUUCCAGUUAUGCUAAUAAAUUUUUGUGUAAGUGCUG